Notechis scutatus (mainland tiger snake) is the source of this 1195-nucleotide messenger RNA. RefSeq names its product ADP-ribosylhydrolase like 1 (gene ADPRHL1). The record is from RefSeq and is a predicted model, not a curated record. Gene Ontology annotation, biological process: protein de-ADP-ribosylation. NCBI's taxonomy places the organism in Eukaryota, Metazoa, Chordata, Lepidosauria, Squamata, Elapidae. Gene Ontology annotation, molecular function: magnesium ion binding; ADP-ribosylarginine-[protein] hydrolase activity.
CUGUUUGAGACCAAAGAGAACUGAAAAAGCAAGUCAUUUAAUGAUGGAGAAAUUCAAGGCUGCCUUGUUACUAGCAGGGGUAGGGGAUGCUUUGGGCUAUCGAAAUUUUAUUCAGGAAAACAAUGCUUUAGGUGCAAAAAUUCAAGAGGAAUUGAAAGAAAUUGGAGGACUCGGGAACCUGGUCUUGUCCUCGGACAAAUGGCCAGUAAGCGACAAUACUCUGAUGCACAUGGCGACAGCUGAAGCUCUCAUCACAGAUUAUUGGUGCUUAGAAGAUCUGUAUCGCGAACUUGUUAAACGUUACGUUGAUGCUGUUGAAAAACUUCCCGAGAAAAGAUCAGAUCCUGCUACUAUUGAAGGAUGCUCCCAAUUGAAGCCAGAUAAUUACCUCCUUGCUUGGCAUACACCCUUCAAUGAGAAAGGAUCAGGGUUUGGUGCAGCUACAAAAGCCAUGUGUUUAGGGAUGAAAUACUGGAAGCCCGAAAGGCUGGAAACUCUAAUUGAAGUGAGCAUUGAAGUCGGACGAAUGACUCAUAACCAUCCUACAGGCUUCCUAGGAUCUCUCUGUGCAGCUCUGUUUGCUUCGUAUGCAAUCCAAGGAAAGCCACUGGUCCAAUGGGGAAGAGAGAUGAUGAAAGUUGUCCCAAUGGCAGAAGAAUAUUGCAAAAAGACCAUCAGGCACAUGGCAGAAUAUCAGGAACACUGGUUUUACUUUGAAGCAAAAUGGCAAUUUUAUUUGGAGGAGAGAGAGAUCAACGAAGAAAACCAGAAUAAACCCCAAUUUCCUGACAAUUAUGAUGCUGAGGAAAGGGAAAAGACUUACCGGAGAUGGAGUUCUGAAGGUCGUGGUGGAAGGAGAGGUCAUGAUGCUCCUAUGAUUGCGUAUGAUGCUCUCUUAGGAUGUGGUGGUGACUGGACAGAGCUUUGUAACCGGGCAAUGUUCCAUGGAGGUGAGAGUGCCGCUACGGGAUCAAUUGCUGGCUGCUUGUAUGGGCUACUCUAUGGCCUCAACAAGGUUCCUAAAGGCUUAUACCAGGAACUUGAGCAAAGGGAGAGGUUUGAAUACUUGGGGGAAACUAUUUUCCAACGAUCUUCAGAGGAAAAGUAAAGAUACUUUUAUUUUUUUUUAUUUUAUAAUAAACUGGCAAUCACUUAUGAAAACAAAUUUGCAGGAGAGAAAAAAGAAAAGACCAGA